This is a messenger RNA of Schistosoma guineensis, 309 nucleotides long. NCBI's taxonomy places the organism in Eukaryota, Metazoa, Platyhelminthes, Trematoda, Strigeidida, Schistosomatidae. The record is from the annotation of a GenBank genome assembly.
AUGGUUUCUCAAGAUGAUGAAUUCGUUGUUCCUCACAUGGAUUUAUCUUGUUUGCAAAAUUCAAUAGCAUAUCAGAAAGUUCUUGAAGAACCUUGGACUUACCUUCACAAUUGGGAUUCUCUAACUCCCAGUGUUCAACAAGAGGUGGCACAAAACUUCCUAAGUGAACUAAGCUCACUUAAAACUGAAAUGGCGGUUACCCAAGGUGUAUUUGAUCCUUCCAUGUUUGUUAAUCAGGAUGCUCCGUGUGAUACAGCAGUUUCUGGACAAAAUGGUAAUACAACAGAAAAUCAUGCAAACACCAAGUAG